AGAUCUAUGUUAUUUCCAUCAGGACAUGUCGGGAUCGGUUUUUAUUUUAUAACCGUUACGAGCCGUUAUUGGUGCCCAACUCAGGCGCAAUGACACACCUAUGAAACGAUACGCCCGAGAUAAGUAUUUUCCCACCUUGGGAGGAAUCGCUCGACGGAGGCACGUCCUUACCGAUAAAUACAGGCUUCGUUUUCGCUCGCGGGUUACUCGCGUCGGAGAUUUCUUCCCGCUCGCGGUCGUAGUUUAAGAGUAAACUCGAGUGACGACACCUUGAGGAGAUAGUGGUUGAUAGCGGGAUUUUAGAUACCGUAGAAAAAGGACCAAUUCUCGAUUUGAUGUGCGACACCUGGUCGAAUUGAAGUCAUCGUACAGGUGGCGAACGAUCGGAGCACAUGCCUUCGGAGAGCUGACAGAGGAUUCGAAGGAUGGACACGACAAAGUCAAAAGCUAAACCCAACCCACGGGAGAUGGCGAAUUCCCUUUCGGUGCUGCUUUGGUGGUGGACGAUAGAUCUAUUUAAAAAAGGUUACACGAAGAUACUCGGAGUCGACGAUUUGUACGAUCCUGUGAAAACCGACCGAUCUAAUGUACUCGGGGACAGAUUAGAAACGCGGUGGAACAUAGAGUUGGAGAACGCGAAGAAAUACAAGAGGCACCCUAGUCUCUUGAAAACCAUCUUUCGUACUUUCUUGUGGGAGUAUUUUCUACUUGGACUGAUGCAGAUACUCAAUGAGUUUCUAAUAAGAUUGGGAACUCCAAUUCUCCUCGGUGGCCUUUUGCGGUAUUUCAAGACUUCGCCAGUGGAAACCUACGAAUCCGCACUCCUCUACGCUGGUGGAAUUUCCUUGGCCACUGCCAUUAACGUGAUUUCCAUAAAUCAGGCUAUAUUCGGAGCUUUCCAUAUCGGUGGAAGGAUCAGAGUUGCCGUUUGCUCGCUCGUAUACAGAAAGGCUCUGCGGCUUAGUAAGACAGCCCUGGGAGAGACCGCUCCUGGAAAAGUAGUCAAUUUGGUGGCUAACGAUGUCAACAGAUUUGAUCUCGUUUCUAUCUUCAUACAUCAUAUGUGGUCUGCGCCGUUAUCGACGCUAAUCAUAGCGUAUUUUCUUUACACCGAAGCUGGCUACGCAGGGUUGAUCGGUAUAGCCGCAGUGUUUAUCGUGGUACCGAUUCAAUCUUACACCGGAAAGCUCUCUUCGAAGUUCCGGCUGCAGACCGCCAUCAAAACGGACGAGAGGGUGCGACUGAUGGACGAGAUCAUCUCCGGGGUCCAAGUAAUCAAGAUGUACGCAUGGGAAAAGCCUUUUUGCGCGAUGGUCGAGCUUGCCAGGAGACUCGAGCUGCGUGUCGUCACGAAGAGUUCUUACAUACGUGGCAUUUACAUGACGUUCAACCUUUUCACGACGAGGAUGGCUCUGUACUGCACCCUCAUCGGGAUAAUCAUGCUGGGCGAUCGCAGCCAACUGAGCGCUGAGCGAGUCUUCGUCAUCUCCUCCUACUUCAACAUCCUGGCUCACACCAUGUCCGGCAUGUUCGUCCGAGGUUUCGCGGAGAUCGCGGAAUGCCUGGUGGCUGUAAGGAGGUUGCAGUACUUCCUCAUGUACGAGGAAUUCCACGGAAGCAACGCGUCGGCCCAUCGGAAUCUCAGCAUCUCGGACGGUACCGUAGAGUCCGACACCGGAAACAACUCGAAGAAACUGUCGAAACCGGACCUACCCUAUAUCGAUGACGUCGACGAGGUCGAGGACAGUAGCACGGAGAGGAGGAAACACAAUGGCCUCAUCAUACUCGCGAGCGACUUGCUGAAGACCGCCAACCUUGUCAAUGAGAGGAAAGGCGAUACGACAGCCCCACACCCGUGGGCGGUCAAAAUGAAUAACGUUACCGCCAAGUGGGAGCCGGGUCAGUCGGAGAACACGCUGGAGAAGCUAAACCUUGAGGUGGAAAAGGGAAAGUUAUAUGUCGUCGUCGGAAUGGUCGGGGCUGGGAAGAGCUCCUUGCUCGCGGCGAUCCUUGGGGAAAUAUCUCUCGUACAAGGCGACGUCAAGGUCAAGGGAAAACUGAGCUACGCCAGUCAGGAGGCCUGGGUCUUCGGUGCGUCCGUCAGGCAAAACAUUUUGUUCGGUCAGCCUUACGAACGCCAUCGGUAUCAGCGUGUCGUCAAGGUCUGCGCCCUUUUGAAAGACUUCAAACAAUUUCCCCAGGGCGAUCAGACCGUCGUCGGGGAUCGAGGUAGCUCCCUGUCCGGAGGCCAGAAGGCUAGAAUUAAUUUAGCUAGAGCGGUAUAUAGACAGGCAGACGUCUACCUACUGGACGAUCCUCUCAGUGCGGUAGACGCCCAUGUAGGCAAGCACUUGUUCGAGGAAUGCAUUCAACGGUACUUGUACGGUACCACCAGAAUUUUGGCGACUCAUCAAUUGCAGUACAUUAAAGCCGCCGAUGCGAUCGUCCUGCUGGACCAAGGGAAGUUGAAGAUUUAUCGGAGUUACCAGGAGUUUACGAGCUCGUGCCCUCAGUACGCCGAUUUGAUCGUGACGGAGGAAACGGACACGAGCGAGGAGGCUUCCUUCGAGAGGUCCGGAAUUCGACGCCAGGUCUCCACUUCCAGCAACAGAAGCAGGACUCCAGAUGUCAGCGGUGGGGACACCGACGUCGAGGACGACGAGGCCGAUCAGGAGAAUCAGGAGAAAUUUCUAGAAGGCACCUCUCGCGGAGUCGUCAAGGGGUCCAUCUUCUUGCGGUAUUUCUUGUCGGGUUCCAACAUCUGCGUCGGGAUGAUCGUAGCUCUGCUCUUCGUCCUCACUCAAUUCUUCGCCAGUCUCAACGAUUUCUUCAUUCCGAUUCUGGUUGGCUCAGAAGAAAGGCGCAAUUACCUUAACACUUUGAAUACGACUGAGAAUGUCACUAGGGUCACCGAGAACAGUGGCUAUGAGGACUUCCUUCCGUUUACAACUUACAUAUACAUAUACUCGACAAUUGUGAUAGCCAUAUUUAUAAUUGGUAUCGUAAGGUCGCUGACAUUUUAUACAUUGUGUAUGCGAUGCAGCCAGCGGUUACACGAUAUGAUGUUCGGCGCAUUGAUAAGAACGGGGAUGCGUUUCUUCGACACGAAUCCCAGCGGGAGAAUUCUGAACAGGUUCUCGAAGGACAUGGGAGCAAUAGAUGAAUUACUGCCAAAGGCUAUUCUAGAUGCCGGCCAGGUGAUCUUAAUGAUGUGCGGCUCCUUGAUAGUGUCUUGUACGGUCAAUCCGAUUUUCCUGGUACCGAUAUUGAUCCUGGGAACGGUCUUCUAUUGGAUCCGAAAGGUCUAUCUAAAGACGAGCAAGAAUGUCAAACGCUUGGAGGGAAUGACACGGUCCCCAGUGUUCACGCACCUCAAUGCCACUCUCAAUGGUUUGGCUACCAUUAGGGCGUAUGGUACUCAAGAUAUCCUCAAGCAGGAGUUCGACAAGUUCCAAGACGUGCACACCUCUUCCUGGUACAUGUUCAUCGUGACAAGCACUGCAUUUGGUUUUUCUUUAGAUGUCUUUUGCUUUAUAUUUAUUACCGUGGUCACCUUCAGUUUCCUCCUGCCUAGCGACUCUUCCACCGGAGGACAAGUGGGGCUGGCAAUUACGCAAAUAAUGUCUAUGACCGGAAUGAUUCAGUGGGGCAUGAGGCAGGGUGCAGAGGUUGCGAAUCAGAUGAUGUCCGUCGAGAGAGUCGUCGAAUAUACCCGGCUGCCUCCUGAAUCCAACUUGCGUGACACGGGAAUGGCGGAGAUGAAGAGCAUACAGAGCCUCUCCCCGACACCGUCGCCAGCUCCGAAAGAUUGGCCCACCAAGGGACACAUUAAAUUGAGAAACGUCUAUCUGAGAUACAGCGAGGACAGCCCGCCAGUUCUGAAAAAUCUAAACCUAGAGAUUCAUCCAUCCGAGAAGGUGGGCAUCGUUGGAAGGACCGGUGCUGGGAAGUCGUCCUUAAUUUCCUGCCUCUUCAGGCUCGCAAAGGUGGAGGGUGUUAUCGAAAUCGACGGCGUGGACACCGGCUCGAUAUAUUUGGAGGACUUGCGUAGACAGAUUUCCAUAAUACCUCAAGACCCCGUCCUAUUUUCUGGAACGCUGCGCCGGAAUUUGGAUCCCUUCGACGAGUUCCCGGACGAUGCCUUGUGGGCGGCCCUUGAGGAGGUGGAGUUGAAGGAGGCCAUCAUGGCGACUGGAAAUGGGCUGGAAAAUCGCGUCCAGGACCGAGGUGGUAAUUACAGUGUCGGGCAACGGCAACUGGUUUGUCUUGCUCGAGCUGUACUGAGAAAUAACCGAAUAUUGAUGCUCGACGAGGCUACCGCGAAUGUCGACCCUCAGACCGAUUCUCUUAUCCAACGCACGAUAAGGACCAAGUUUGCCAGGUGCACAGUACUUACCGUUGCCCAUCGAUUAAAUACCAUAAUGGACAGUGAUAAAGUCCUGGUCAUGGAUAAGGGUCGCAUAGCGGAAUUUGAUCAUCCUUAUGCACUAUUGCAAGACAGUUACAGUAAUUUCAAUUCAAUGGUGAGAGAAACUGGUAGAGCUAUGUACGAUCAACUUGUCAGAGUUGCAAAACAAGCCUACUUGGCGAAGAACAAAGAUUCGCCAGCUGAGUAAUCGAGUACUUGAAAGAAGAUCUGAUAGUAUCACCGUUUUUGUAUUUAUUGGAGGGAUAGAUAGAGAGAGAGAGAGGAUCUGACGAGUGCUUCGGGCGUUCAUUGGAGAAUGCACGCCAUACUUAUAGUAUACUUAUAUUUUUUUAAAUAGGAGUCCACUGUGAGAUAAAGUGAACGUAUUAAGAUUUCUGAAACUAAAUCCUCUUCAUCGCGCGUAUAUAACCUAAAUUAAUAAUAAUUAUCAUGAAGAGGAGGCGCUUCCCAAGUACACGUAAUUCUUUCGGCGUAAGAAUUUUUACUUUCUAUGAAAUUCAGCACAUACUAGACGUAUGUGCACCUCUACUGAUCUUAAAAAGUAUUACGUUAAGAAGUUCUUUUUUUUUCUUCUUUCUAUCAUGCUAUUGUCAAAUGGUAAUUCAGUAGUUCGAUAACUCCAGUAAUAAUUGCUACAAUUAUCCCAAAUCGAUGCUGCCAAAUACACUUGUUACCUACCUUUUUACAAGUAUAUUAAAUUAAUGCAGUACUUAUAUUUGUACUUCAAAUCAUAUUACGCGUAUUUCAUAAAGUCUGUGAUCGUCAGGAUCGUCGUGGUAUUUUGACCGUAGACGAGUUACGGACAUCUAGGUCACGUUAUCAGCCAAUUAUUGUUAAAGGGAGUCCAAUGUUUACAAAUGCUAUUAUUGUAUUUUACUACCACUUAAAACAGCUCUAUUAUAAGUAUAACUUACACCUGCAUUCAUUAAUAUCGCUUCGACUUCCUGUCAUUUGGGAACCUCCUACGUUUCCAAUCUUAAUCGAUUCUUAUAUCCAUUUGAGACAAAUCUUUUGAGAGGCGGCAUUAAUGAAUUCGUGCGUUCAUGUAUAAAUACCUUGGGAGAUUGCUUUCAUCGGAGUUGAAUACAAUAGACAUUAGUUUAAUAAUAGUGACGGGGAGAAAUGAUCACAUCGGUGCACGAAUACAAGAAACUAGGGUACGUGUACAAUUUGUUUACGAAAUCAUUCCAGACUUGAUCACCCGAAAUAUUGACAUUUCAUUAGGUGUGCAUGGCAAUAUAUUUCGAUUCAUCGUCACUGGAUGUUGUAUCCUGUUAAUGUGUAUAGAAGAGAUUUAGAACAAUUGUACAUACGGUAUUUUGAUUACAUAAUAUUCAGUCCUUAAUCACACUUGUAACAAAUAUGUAAAUGCAACUAAAUAUCAGGUCAACCUUGCAAAUAUGACCGAGGUGAUGUAUAUUACUUAUCGAUAGCCUCAGUUUCUUGGUCAAUUAAUAGGGAUAGGUGGUACGAUUUUUGAGUUCCACUUACUUAAUUGUACAAUCACACAACGAACUGAAGUGCGCUUAUCACAAAACUGGGAAGAUAUAUACACUGUAUGGCUAUGUACGUAAAACUGCAUUUUAUGUUAAAUAAACGUUAUUAAAAUCA
Molecule: messenger RNA, 6040 nt
Organism: Orussus abietinus
Lineage: Eukaryota; Metazoa; Arthropoda; Insecta; Hymenoptera; Orussidae
Product: probable multidrug resistance-associated protein lethal(2)03659
Exons: 16
Coding region: 426-4616 (1396 amino acids)
Biological process (GO): transmembrane transport
Cellular component (GO): membrane
Molecular function (GO): ATP binding; ABC-type transporter activity; ATP hydrolysis activity
Source: RefSeq, a predicted model, not a curated record